Messenger RNA from Conger conger (European conger), 3884 nucleotides. Its product is annotated as zinc finger protein Helios-like. The transcript is spliced from 8 exons. Gene Ontology annotation, molecular function: DNA-binding transcription factor activity; RNA polymerase II cis-regulatory region sequence-specific DNA binding. The record is from RefSeq and is a predicted model, not a curated record. Gene Ontology annotation, biological process: regulation of transcription by RNA polymerase II. Bases 471 to 1919 code for a protein of 482 amino acids. Lineage: Eukaryota; Metazoa; Chordata; Actinopteri; Anguilliformes; Congridae.
CGCGCAACAGGUGCAGGGGGUCGUGUGUGAAGUGGAAAAGUUGAUACUAGGCUACUAAAUUUGUUCAGAGGAAGUAACCCAACUAAUGUGCACACCACUCGAUGCGCCUUUUAGUUAACUAGCGCACACUUUAGGUUGAGGAACAAACUCGUUUCCUGUUAUUUCUAGUGUGAAACCCGUAUGCCAAGUAACUCCCAGUUCCUUCAGCAUUUUUUUUUAAAACAAGGUAGCGCUAAAUUAGAGGAACGAGCAAUCUUUAACAAUGACGCAUAGCACAUCGGUUCGUGCGCUCAUAGCAACACAAAACAAUUGAAGGAAAAAACGUAUGAAGUACUAUAUUCACCGUGCAUUUGGUUUUGGAACACAUAUCUUGAAGGGGCCUCUCACAAUAUCUAAAAAUUUCCGUUGCUGUUGCGGCGCGUGGAUAAGCACCUUUCGGGAGAAACGAAGUAAGCCCAACACCUCUGAAUAUGGAGAUGGAGGCCGCAGAUGCCGGUCCUGCCAGUAAUGGCCCUUGCUCUCCCACCGAGGAGCAUGCCAGAUUGCUAGUGGACCUGUCAGUGACCGUGCCCGCCAGGCAACACGACUCACCCGAUGAGCCUAUGAUCAAGCAAGAGGAAGGCACAGAAGAGGAGGGGGAGAAGAAUGGCUUGGAGGAGGCGGGUCAAAACGAGGAGGAAGCGUCUGGAUUGGAGGAGCCGAUGACUGACGGCCCCAACAACGUACCAGAUGGAGAGUCGCGGACAGUAGGGUCGUGUGACGCUGGGACUCGGCUACCCAAUGCUGGGGACGAGAGGCCCUUCCACUGCUCCCAGUGCGGCGUGUCGUUCACCCAGAAGGGCAAUCUGCUGAGACACGUGAAGCUGCACUCCGGAGAGAAGCCCUUCAAGUGCCCCUUCUGCAGCUACGCCUGCCGCAGGCGGGACGCCCUGACCGGACACCUGCGCACACACUCGGUGGGUAAACCGCACAAAUGCAACCUAUGUGGGCGGAGCUACAAACAGCGUGCGUCACUGGAGGAGCACAAGGAACGUUGCCAUAGUUACAUGCAGAGGGUCAACGCGAACUCCGCCCCCAAUUCUGGACAAUACCAAGAAGAGCCUCUGAAGGAGCAGCAGCCCCUGAUGGACGCCGUGUCCAUCGCGCCCUUCGACCGGCCGCCGGUGAUCGAGAGGCUGCAGGCCAACGUGGGGAAGAGGAAGAGCACCACGCCUCAGAAGUUUGUGGGGGAGAAGCUGAUGCGUUAUGGGUACCCUGAGCAGCCAUAUGACAUGGCCCUGAAGUAUGAGAAAGAGGCGGACCUCCUGCAGGCCCAGAUAAUGGACCCAACCAUCAGCAGCGGCGUCUCUUACCUGGGCUCCGACCCCUUGCGCCCCCUCCUCCACCACCCGGCCUUGACCUUGAUGAACCCCCUCUUCCCCCAAAACUACAGCCUGGGGCCCCGCGACGCCCCGCUCCCGCCGCCCCCUCCCCCGGAGCUGCCCCCCACCUCCAACGGCCCCCUCUCCCUGGUCCGUCCCAAAAACCACCCGGCGCGCCACGGCGAGUCGCCCGGCAACAGCCGCCCGGGUUCCGCCGGCUCCGAGCGCGCCAGCCCCCCCGGGAGGGCGGGGCAGCGCCCCAACCACGCCCCCUGGCCCGGGUCCAGCCCCCCCCGGCGCCAGAAGGAGGCGGCGGAGGCCGAGGAUCAGAAGCUGACCCGCGAGUGCUUGCGCGUGUUCAGCCGCGAGGGCAGGCAGCUCCGCACCUUCCGCUGCCACCACUGCCACCUGCUCUACCUGGACCACGUCAUGUACACCAUCCACAUGGGCUGCCACGGCUACAGGGACCCGUUCGAGUGCAACAUCUGCGGCCACCGCAGCCAGGACCGCUACGAGUUCUCCUCCCACAUCGUCCGCGGGGAGCACACCUUCCAGUAGGGGGCGCCGGCAGCCAGACUGCGCUCAGGGGGGGAGUCUCGCUCGAACCAGGCCGUCCAGAGGUCCACCUGUACGCGCAUCUGGACCUGCAUAUGGAGGCCUGGGUUCAACACAUUCCUAUUCUGCUUAAUCGUUGGAAGGCAUUAAAGCGUUGGGGGCGCGAUGGAGGUUUGCGUCAAUAAGUGAAGUCUAGUUUCCCUCCGUCCACAACAGCGUCCUCGACCCGGUGUGCCUGAAGCCAGUCGAAUGUGAACGUUAAUGAAGUCUUUCUGAUACCCCUGCCCUUCCUCUCAUCAAAAUCCAGCCUUUCUUUCUUAAUUUAUCUACCUAAGUUCUUUGCUUACUCCAAAAGCCUCAGACAUGUAAAGGGACUACAUUACGUGCUGAUUCCCAUUUAGCAUACAUGCUAAUAAUGCUCUGCUGUGUCAGUUUUUUAUACCACUCACUUGUGUGCUUGGCCCACUUCGGCUGCUACAGUUCCACCCUCCUGUGGGAAUGCUGUAUGUUUUAUCCUAGGGUUCAUAUUAAAACAUUAUAGGGCUAAUGUCUCCAAAGAAAUAUUAGUCCUUCUGUUUCAUUUAACUAGGCAAAAUCACAGGCUGUGAAAUAGGCUAUUAGGACCUGAAACAGUCUUAUGGUAUGGAGAUGAAGACUCUGUAAUGUGGAAUGAGCAUUACUAUAAGACUGACUUGUCUAUGGAAAAACACAUACUUUUUUUUUUUUUUACUUGAGACUGGUCUAAUGAGAACGUGAGGCAAGCUAGGGUUGGAUGGAGUGCGGCUAAUGAAAAUCAGCAGUUGAGUCAUUUUAAGACCCACACCCUUGCCACAGUCGGAAGACCUGCUGUUCUCUCUGUGCCACCCCAGCAUCAGAUACCAGAGGUGCCCUUCCUGUUACAGACUGCUGGUGACUGAACAGGAAACGUGUCCUUAAUUGGUCUUGGAAUUGACCUCUUUAGAUUCUCUAUUAGCGCACGAUGAAGACUGCUACUGAAUACCUGAGGCAUGUCUCACACACUGUGCCUUGUAAAUAGUAAAAAAUGGUACAAAAGCACGCACACACUGUAAAGUGCCCUAGCUACUUAUUGUUAAGGUUGCUUUUGGACUGUUACAAAAUUGAGUUUAGGGAAAUGACCUGGUGAAAUGCACCAAGAUCAAUCCUAUUUAAUUAACGUGUUGUUUUCUCUCUAUCUCUUUCUUUUCUUUUUUUAUAAAUAUGAGCAAAAUAUACACUCAGUGAGCACUUUGUUAGGUAUACCUGUACACCAGCUUGUUAAUACAAAUAUUUAAUCAGCCAAUCACAUGGCAGCAACUAAAUGCAUAAAAGAGGUUCAGUUGGUUUCUGACCAACUGUCAGAAUGGUUAAAAAGUGUGAUUGAAGUAACUUUGACCGUGGAAUGAUUGUUGGUGCCAGACAGGGUGGUUUGAGUCUCAGAGACUGCUGAUCUCCUUGGGUUUUCACACUCAACAGUCUCUAGAGUUUGCCGAGAAUGGUGCGAAAAAACUAAAACAUCCAGUGAGCAGCAGUUCUGUGGGCAGAAAUGCUUUGUUAGUGAGAGAUGAGAGGAGAAGGGCCAGACUGGUCAGAGCUGACAGAAAGGUGACAGUAAUUCAAAUAACCACGCAUUAAAACAGUGGUUUGCAGAAGAGCAUCUCUGAACACACAACGCCUCAAACCUCUAACUGGAUAAGCUACAGCAGCAGAAGUCUUAAUAUGUCUAGAAGAUAAGUCUAAUAAAUACCAAAUAAAUUGCUCAUUGAGUGUAUGUGACAUAAAACAGUUAUUUUAUUACCCAGUAGACUUUGUAUUCAUAUGGGCAGGAUCCAGAAGGAUUUGGAUUCUGAAAAAGAAAUGAAGCAUUUUUGAGAAUACUUGAAUGACUUUAUAUAUUUUGUUAUUAACUGUCAAAUUGCUUUAACUGUCAAAUGGCUUUAAAUGUUCAAAUAAAUGGUGAGAUGCCGGGUA